Achroia grisella is the source of this 3971-nucleotide messenger RNA. It is a transcript of the gene SERCA, whose product is annotated as calcium-transporting ATPase sarcoplasmic/endoplasmic reticulum type. Gene Ontology annotation, molecular function: P-type calcium transporter activity; ATP binding; ATP hydrolysis activity. The coding region runs from base 176 to 3253 and encodes 1025 amino acids. The transcript is spliced from 11 exons. The record is from RefSeq and is a predicted model, not a curated record. Gene Ontology annotation, biological process: intracellular calcium ion homeostasis; calcium ion transmembrane transport. NCBI's taxonomy places the organism in Eukaryota, Metazoa, Arthropoda, Insecta, Lepidoptera, Pyralidae. Gene Ontology annotation, cellular component: membrane.
AAAUAUCUGCUCCCGCGCCCGGCGCGCCACAUUCUCUACGCUGUCCUCAUGGGGCGCGCUAACCUCACUCGAUAGUACCUUUACCAAAAAAUAUACAUUUUAUGUAUAUCACAAACCAGUAAUUUGGGACCAAGUGAUAAGUGAUACGAACUGACGGCAACGUAGUAAUUCCACCAUGGAGGACGCUCACUCGAAAUCCGUGGAUGAAGUCUUAGGAUAUUUUGGAACAGAUCCAGACAAAGGCCUUAGUCCAGACCAAAUCAAAAGGAACCAAGAGAAAUAUGGCCCAAAUGAACUGCCUGCUGAAGAAGGCAAAAGUAUAUGGCAGUUAGUCCUGGAACAAUUUGAUGACCUCUUAGUGAAGAUUUUGUUGUUAGCCGCUAUUAUAUCUUUCGUUUUAGCUUUAUUUGAAGAACAUGAAGACGCUUUCUCCGCGUUUGUAGAACCCUUCGUUAUUUUACUAAUUCUUAUUGCUAACGCUGUAGUAGGAGUAUGGCAGGAAAGAAAUGCCGAAUCCGCCAUCGAAGCUUUAAAGGAAUACGAACCUGAAAUGGGUAAAGUCAUAAGAGGAGAUAAGUCAGGCGUACAGAAAAUUCGAGCGAAAGAAAUAGUUCCCGGUGACAUCGUAGAGGUGUCCGUCGGUGACAAAAUUCCCGCCGAUAUCCGCCUAAUUAAGAUUUACUCCACCACGAUCCGUAUUGACCAGUCUAUCCUGACUGGUGAGUCCGUUUCCGUUAUCAAGCACACCGAUGCCAUUCCCGACCCCCGCGCUGUCAAUCAGGACAAAAAGAACAUUCUCUUUUCUGGUACCAACGUCGCCGCCGGCAAAGCCCGUGGUAUUGUCAUUGGAACUGGACUUAACACUGCCAUCGGUAAAAUCCGUACAGAAAUGUCCGAGACUGAGGAGAUCAAGACACCCCUGCAACAAAAACUCGAUGAGUUCGGUGAGCAGCUGUCUAAAGUAAUCUCUGUUAUUUGCGUUGCCGUAUGGGCUAUAAACAUUGGCCAUUUCAAUGAUCCCGCUCACGGUGGAAGCUGGAUCAAGGGCGCUGUCUACUAUUUCAAGAUCGCCGUCGCUCUGGCUGUCGCUGCUAUUCCUGAAGGUUUGCCCGCUGUAAUUACCACUUGUCUCGCUUUGGGUACCAGGAGAAUGGCCAAGAAGAACGCUAUUGUCAGGUCACUGCCCUCUGUAGAAACUCUUGGUUGCACCUCCGUUAUUUGCUCUGAUAAGACCGGCACCUUGACAACCAAUCAGAUGUCUGUUUCUCGUAUGUUCAUCUUCGAGAAGAUUGAAGCUGGUGACAGCAACUUCUUGGAAUUCGAAAUCACUGGCUCUACUUAUGAACCUAUUGGCGACGUUUACCUAAAAGGACAAAAAGUUAAAUCUUCUGAAUUUGACGCACUUCACGAAUUGGGCACCAUUUGCGUUAUGUGUAACGACUCCGCUAUUGAUUUCAACGAAUUCAAACAGGCUUUUGAAAAAGUCGGUGAAGCUACUGAAACCGCCCUCAUUGUGCUUGCUGAGAAAAUGAAUCCCUUCAAUGUUCCCAAAACCGGUCUUGACCGCCGCUCUUCCGCCAUUGUUGUGCGCCAGGAGAUUGAGACAAAGUGGAAGAAAGAAUUCACACUGGAGUUCUCACGUGACAGGAAAUCUAUGUCCACUUACUGCACACCCCUUAAGCCUUCCCGUCUUGGCAAUGGUCCCAAACUGUUCGUUAAGGGCGCACCUGAAGGUGUGUUGGAGCGUUGCAGCCAUGCUCGCGUUGGUACUACCAAGGUACCUCUUAACUCGACACUUAAGAACCGCAUUCUUGACCUGACCCGCCAAUAUGGUACUGGCCGCGACACAUUGCGUUGCUUGGCCCUGGCUACUGCUGACAAUCCUUUGAAACCCGACGAAAUGGACCUUGGUGACUCUACCAAAUUCUACACUUAUGAAGUUAACCUUACCUUCGUGGGAGUCGUAGGCAUGUUGGACCCUCCCCGUAAAGAAGUAUUCGACUCAAUCGUCCGUUGUCGCGCUGCUGGCAUCCGAGUAAUCGUUAUCACUGGCGACAACAAGGCUACCGCUGAGGCUAUCUGCAGGCGUAUUGGCGUCUUCACUGAAGAUGAGGAUACAACUGGCAAAUCUUACUCCGGUCGUGAGUUUGACGACCUGCCCGUAGCUGAACAACGUGGUGCUUGCGCUAAGGCUCGUCUCUUCUCCCGUGUGGAACCUGCUCAUAAGUCCAAGAUAGUUGAAUUCCUGCAAAGCAUGAAUGAAAUCUCUGCUAUGACUGGCGACGGUGUGAACGAUGCUCCUGCUCUCAAGAAGGCCGAAAUCGGUAUCGCCAUGGGCUCUGGUACUGCCGUCGCUAAGUCUGCCGCGGAAAUGGUUCUUGCUGAUGACAACUUCUCAUCUAUUGUCGCCGCUGUUGAGGAAGGUCGUGCUAUCUACAACAACAUGAAGCAAUUCAUCCGUUACCUGAUCUCAUCCAACAUUGGUGAAGUCGUGUCCAUCUUUUUGACUGCCGCUCUGGGUCUCCCUGAAGCUCUUAUUCCCGUCCAACUUCUAUGGGUCAACUUGGUCACUGACGGCUUACCAGCCACUGCCCUCGGUUUCAACCCACCUGAUCUUGACAUCAUGGACAAACCUCCCCGCAAGGCUGACGAAGGUCUCAUUUCUGGAUGGCUGUUCUUCAGAUAUAUGGCUAUCGGUGGAUACGUCGGCGCGGCAACUGUUGGCGCUGCCUCUUGGUGGUUCAUGUACUCUCCUUACGGACCUCAGAUGACAUACUGGCAACUCACUCACCAUCUGCAGUGCCUCAGCGGCGGUGAUGAGUUCAAGGGAAUCGACUGCAAGAUCUUCACUGACCCUCACCCUAUGACCAUGGCUCUGUCUGUACUUGUCACCAUUGAGAUGUUGAACGCCAUGAACAGCUUAUCAGAGAACCAGUCGCUCAUUACAAUGCCACCCUGGUCCAACCUGUGGCUUGUCGGCUCCAUGGCCCUCUCAUUCACACUCCACUUUGUCAUUCUGUAUGUCGAGGUGCUCUCGACUGUAUUCCAAGUAACGCCUCUAUCGGUCGACGAAUGGGUGACUGUGAUGAAGUUCUCUAUCCCCGUGGUGCUGCUCGACGAGGUGCUCAAGUUCGUCGCGCGCAAGAUCUCCGACGGUGAGAAGCGCUCUCUGCUAGACUGGCUCCACGGCAUGCAAUGGAUUGUGCUCAUGUGGGCCGUCUUCUUUGGCAUCAUCAUCUACGGACCCCUAUAAGCCGGCCCGCCCUGUGCCGUGCCACCAUCCCGUUUGAUUCACACCUAAUACCCUCCAACCGAAUUGUGCGCUGCCUACAUAAUCUCCACUUUGUAGUUCAACUAUUAUUUUUUUGUUUAUUAUAAUCUAUUUGUUCAAUGUAGGUAGCGCAUUGAAUUCAACUGUGGAAAAGUAUGGACGAUGAGCUCAGCUCACCACAGUACAUCAAUCUAACAGUUUUGGAAUGCUAAUCCUGACGCACAGCGUGUGUGAAGUGACGCCCUCUAGUGCACGAGUGCACCCACCCGGUGUUGGACAGCGAGGACGUCGCUAGUGACUGUGACAAACAGUGAUCCGUGAACACAGAUGCUCAUUGAACUAUGGCGGUGCUAACAGCUCGAAUACGUUCCCUGUUACGAUCGCGCUCACUAUGGGCGCCAUUUGAGAAGCGUACUGGCUACGAAUUUGUAGUGUUUCUGUAUUUCUUAGGAAUAUAUCUAUAUGAGACGAGCCAGCGAGGCCGCUACGCGGUCUCGGGCCUACUCGUGUGAUUUUGCAUUUUAUAUGUGCGAGACAAUAAUUGUUUGGAGCUCGUUUACAAAAGAAGUCGUAUUGAGGUUCAGCAAUUUUAGUUUUAUCUAUGUUUACUCUGUACCUAUUUUGCUAAAAGUGAAGUGGCUGUGAAGACCUUCAUUGUAAAUGCUAACAAGGAACACCAAAAAUUGGGUUAACUCAUUUA